AGCGGAGGUGAAAGUUCAGCAGUGCGCCUUGUAAAAUGGCGGCUGAAUUGACCAGAGAGUGGAGCGAUGAACAGCUAAAAAGUGAUGAUCUACCCAAAAAAGACAUUAUUAAGUUCAUUCAGGACAAUGCUGCCCAUUCGUUUCUUGCAGAACACAAGCUGAUGGGAAAUAUUAAGAAUGUUGCAAAAACGGCAAAGAAGGAGCAACUGAUUAUUGCAUACAACGAUUUGUUUGAGAGCAAGAGAUUUUUAGGUUCAGAACCCAUUGAAGAUGUGACGGAGCAUGUGAAAAAUGUGAAGAUCGAUGACAAGCCCAAAGAAGUUGUGGAAGUCGUUGAUGAGGGUCCUCCUAAGUUCUUCAAGUCUGUGCUGAAGAAAGGUGACAAGACUAACUUCCCUAAGAAGGGAGACAAUGUGAGCUGUUGGUACACUGGCUCCCUGGAGGAUGGCACAGUGUUCGACACCAACAUCCCUGCAACUGCCAGAAAGAAGAAACAGAGCAAGCCACUGAGCUUCAAAGUUGGCCUGGGCCGGGUCAUCAAAGGAUGGGAUGAAGGUAUCUUAACGAUGAGCAAAGGCGAGACAGCCAAACUGGAGAUUGAACCAGAAUGGGCCUAUGGGAAGAAGGGACUUCCUGAUUCAAAAAUCCCACCAAACGCAAAGCUGAUCUUCGAGGUCGAGCUGGUGGCCGUCGAUUAAUGGCAGAAACCUACCCAACAUGCCCUUCUCUCCGUGGACGGGGAAAACACGGUAGUCACUAGAUGGCUAUGCUCGAAAGGACAGAAGUGGUUGUAACAUUGUCAGAACAUUGAAGGAGUCUGUGAUAUAUUGUCUUAAUUUACAUUUAAUGGGAUGCUUUGGGAUUUUGGUAAUGAGGCCCUUUAUCUACUUCCCCAGAGUCAGAUUAACUUUUGGAUACCAUUAUUUGUUUUUGUCUGUGUCCAGUAUGACGGAAGUUAAAGAUAGCAGUGGCUCGAGAAACUAACUAGUGUUGGCACAAUGACUGGAAUUCUAUGGGCAUCUACUAGAAUGCGUUUAACACUAGUUAGCAUUGGCUCGUGAAACGACAUAACUUCUUUCAUUUUAUUUAUUUUUAUUUCACCUUUAUUUAACCAGGUAGGCUAGUUGAGAACA
Messenger RNA from Salvelinus namaycush (lake trout), 1133 nucleotides. Its product is annotated as peptidyl-prolyl cis-trans isomerase FKBP3-like. NCBI's taxonomy places the organism in Eukaryota, Metazoa, Chordata, Actinopteri, Salmoniformes, Salmonidae. The record is from RefSeq and is a predicted model, not a curated record. The transcript is spliced from 7 exons. Gene Ontology annotation, molecular function: peptidyl-prolyl cis-trans isomerase activity. Bases 36 to 698 code for a protein of 220 amino acids.